CGGAAGUGCAUAAGAGGUCAGCGUUGGUUUUCAAGAUGGCGGCCCUCAAUGCGCUGGUGUCCGGUUGUGGGCGGCUGUUCCGAGGGCUCCUGACAGGCCCGGCCGCGACCAGUUGCGCUCGGCCUCUAGCUCGCGGGUUCAGGGAAGUGGUGGAGAUCCAAGAAGGGAAGACGACUAUAAUCGAAGGCCGUAUCACAGGGACUCCCCAGGAAAGUCCAAAUCCCCCUAACCCUUCUGGCCAGUGCCCCAUCUGCCGGUGGAACCUGAAGCACAAAUAUGGCUACGAGGAUGUGCUCCUGCUCAGUCAGUUCAUCCGGCCUCAUGGAGGCAUGCUGCCCCGAAGGGUCACAGGCCUGUGCCAGGAAGAGCACCUCAAGAUUGAGGAGUGUGUGAAGAUGGCCCACCGGGCAGGUCUGUUGCCAAAUCACAGGCCUCAGCUUCCCGAAGGAUUUGUUCCAAAGAGCAAACCCCAACUCAACCGGUACCUGACCCGCUGGUCCCGCCGCUCGGUCAAGCCCAUCUACAAUAAAGGCCACCGCUGGAACAAAGUGCGCAUGGCUGUGGGGUCACCCCUCCUGAAAGACAACAUCUGCUACUCAAGAAGGCCGUUGGUGCUAUAUCAUUGACUGAGAGCAUGACCUCCUGAGCACCUGGCCAGAGCUGCUCCUGUGCUCCCGCCCCACCCUACCAGGGUGGCCCGGAUUCUCCAACAUGAACUGCACGAGGGUCAGUGGGACCAGCAGCAGUGCUGGGAGCUGGGGGCAGGCAGGGCAGUUGGGUCCCAUGGCAGCUGCUGGGGUCUCAUGACUGGCUGGGGCUGUGUUCAGAGCUGGGGGACAGGAGCUUUGCCCAAAGUAAUGUCAUAAACCAGGCUCAUGUCUCA
This is a messenger RNA of Hipposideros armiger (great roundleaf bat), 883 nucleotides long. It is a transcript of the gene MRPS18A, whose product is annotated as mitochondrial ribosomal protein S18A. NCBI's taxonomy places the organism in Eukaryota, Metazoa, Chordata, Mammalia, Chiroptera, Hipposideridae. The coding region runs from base 36 to 626 and encodes 196 amino acids. Gene Ontology annotation, cellular component: ribosome; mitochondrial small ribosomal subunit. The transcript is spliced from 6 exons. The record is from RefSeq and is a predicted model, not a curated record. Gene Ontology annotation, biological process: mitochondrial translation. Gene Ontology annotation, molecular function: structural constituent of ribosome; small ribosomal subunit rRNA binding.